AUGCCGUUCGACCUCAAAAACGCAGGCGCAACUUACACCCGGAUGGUUGCCAAGUUGUUUGGGAAAGUGCUGGGACGAAACAUGGAGGCAUACGUAGACGACAUGAUUGUCAAAAGCUGCAGAGGUGCCUCCCAUGUCAAAGACCUUAACGAGGUAUUUUCUAUUAUGAGAAAUUUCAAUUUACGCUUGAACCCUAAAAAAUGCACCUUCGCAGUUAAUGGGGGCAAGUUUCUGGGAUUUAUGGUCACUAGAAAUGGGAUAGAACCAAACCCAGAAAAGGGUGCGAUCAGCUCCGUGUUGGUCAAAGAGGAAGGAGGGACUCAGCGUCCCAUUUACUAUGUGAGCAAGGCUCUUAUACCUGGGUGUGUCACAGGGUGCGAUCAGCUCCGUGGUGCGAUCAGCUCCGUGUUGGUCAAAGAGGAAGGAGGGACUCAGCGUCCCAUUUACUACGUGAGCAAAGCUUUACACGAUGCAAAGCCAUGGUACACGGCCGUAGAAAAAACAGUAUUCGCUGCGGUCACCGCCUCUAAAAGGUUGGCCCAUUACUUCCAAGCUCAUCCUAUCCAUGUACUCUCACAUCAACCAUUGGGGAGUUUCUUACGGAACACUAACUCUGCUAGGAUGGCGAGAUGGGCCAUGCACCUCAGCCAGUUCGACAUUGAAUUCAAACCAAGACCCGCCAUCAAGGGUCAAGCUCUCGCAGACUUCAUAGUGGAAUGCAUAGCCCGCGAGGUGACGGAGCAGGUGGAAAAUGAAGAUGGUGGAUGGUGGACCUUGUCUACGCAUGGCUCAUCCAACAGUAAAGGUUGUAGUGGUGGAGUAGUGCUCAUCACCCCAGAAGGAUUCCGCGCUUACUAUGCAAUCAGGUUCCAUUUCAAAUUAUCUAACAAUGAGGCAGAAUAUGAGGCCCUCCUCAACGGACUGCAGUUAGCAGCAGGACUACGAGCAGAAAAAAUUCGCAUCCGAUGUGACUCCAAGCUAGUGGUCGGCCAGGUGACUGGGGAAUACGAAGCCAAUGAAGGGAACAUGCAAAGGUAUAGGGACGCAGUGCUGCGAACCUUGCGAGAAUUCGAGGGGUAUGAAAUUCACCAAGUACCUCGAGAACAGAAUGCUGACGCUGACAUGCUCUCCAAGCUGAGCACUGGGAUCCCUGGCCACAUUCGCAAGAUUGCUCGGGUUGAGGAUUUGGAGACAUCCAGCAUCGACAUCUCAUGGAGGAAAUUGGAAGCAGCUGGCGAGGCGUGGGUUGAGGAACUGGACAGCAUCCUUUGGACCUAUCGCACAACCCCAAGGAGAGCUACUGGUGAAACUCCUUUCGCAUUGAGUUACGGGUUCGAAGCUCGAGCUCCAGCAGAGGUGAUGAUACAGAGUAGAAGGAUGGAAGAAUACGAGGCAGAGCAAAAUGAGAUCCAAUAG
Messenger RNA from Ipomoea triloba (trilobed morning glory), 1416 nucleotides. RefSeq lists its product as uncharacterized. Gene Ontology annotation, molecular function: RNA-DNA hybrid ribonuclease activity; nucleic acid binding. The transcript has 4 exons. The coding region runs from base 1 to 1416 and encodes 471 amino acids. The record is from RefSeq and is a predicted model, not a curated record. Lineage: Eukaryota; Viridiplantae; Streptophyta; Magnoliopsida; Solanales; Convolvulaceae.